AUGAAGAGAAGUCACGAAGGCGAAAUUCCACCACUCGAUGUUUCUGCUACAACAUCUGAUGCAACACCAAAAACCAAUGAUAUGACUGAUGAAUCACCACGAUCGACAACAUCCGAAGGAGGUUACAGAGAAAAUUACAAUAAUAGAGGAGGUGGAGGUUACAGAGGAAGAGGAAGAGGUGGAGGAGGUUAUCGAUCAAAUCAACCUAAAAAGCCUAGACAAUACAAACAUGCUGUAGAAAAAUUAUUUGAUGAUUAUUCAAAUUCAUUGGAUGACUCUAAUAAUAGAAAGGAAAGAAUUUAUAAAGCUACCAGAGAUGUGACAAUUGAAGCAAAACAAAUAAUAUUUAAUCUUCAUAGAUAUGAUCCAAAGCAGGGAAAUAAGGAGGAAAUUUUGAAGGAAGCCAAAGAAAAAAUUGAUUCCAUUGUAAAUGAACAUUUAUCGAUUGUAAAAAAGGAAAUUGAUGAAAAAUUUAGUGAAUACUUUUGGAAAUAUGCUAGAUCUUAUUCAUUUGGAUUGCAAGAAUUGAUUGAAGCCAUUUCUUUCUAUUACUAUAUCAAGGAUGGAAGUUUAGUAACUUGUGAAAAUAUUGAAAAGGAUACAAAUUUCCCAGUUAGUAGAUUGGAUUAUUUGCUUGGUAUUUCUGAUUUAACAGGUGAAUUAAUGAGAUUUGCCACUAAUCAUUUUACAGUGGAAACUAUUCCUCCAUCAGUUAAGGAUUUUAUGAGUGAGCUAUUCUCCCAUUUCCAAAACCUACUUGUUACCUGCAAGGGUCUUUCACCUUAUGAAGAAAAAGAUCUCAAAAACAAGAUUGAAAUUAUGGAAACCUCAUUGUCCAAAGUUGAAAAACUCUGUUACAAUAUCACUCUCCAAAAGAAUGACAAAUAUGUGAAUUAUAAAUUAAUUUAAUUUUAAUAUU
Naegleria gruberi is the source of this 919-nucleotide messenger RNA. RefSeq lists its product as uncharacterized. Bases 1 to 909 code for a protein of 302 amino acids. Gene Ontology annotation, cellular component: cytoplasm; nucleus. The record is from RefSeq and is a predicted model, not a curated record. NCBI's taxonomy places the organism in Eukaryota, Heterolobosea, Eutetramitea, Acrasida, Naegleriidae. Gene Ontology annotation, molecular function: RNA binding; sequence-specific DNA binding; RNA endonuclease activity. The transcript has a single exon.